AAUCAGCGGCCAGCAGCUCCCAGCUCUGCUCCAUUCUGAUGCAUCCACCUGUAGACCACUAGCUCCAUGCCCGUCUUUGCUUUCAUCGUGUAACAGAUGGAUGAUGGGAAGUGGGGACGGGCUUACUUUUCACCAACAGUUCUGCCCACGCUUUAGAAGUAAUUUCUACUAAACUCCUGCCGCUCUACAGAAACUAUGUCCUUUUUUAAUUUUAGCUAACAGCAUCAUACUAAUGAAAAGACAGCUGGGAAGACUUUAACCAAAGCUCAAAGGAUGAAUGGCGAGGGUCUUUUGGUCUUUGCGGCACCACGUUUAACCGCAUUCUUCUGAACUCUGCAGAUUUUGCUGACAUCGACCGACUGGGUUUUAUGAUGACGUUCUCUGCUGUUAAACAGAAGAUCUGCUUUGACUUUGAGGAAGUUCUUCUGUUCUGAGGUGGGUUUGGUUGUAAGGUUGACCGUAAUCUAGUCACUGUUCCUUGAUGAAACUUGGAAAUACUUUAUUUUCACUUUAGACAAAGAAAACUGAGCUUCCUCCAUUCCUUUGCACGUUCCACCUUAUUCCGUAAAUGGGCGUGGCUGAAAAGUGAUGAAGGGCUGGUGCCUGGAAAUGUCACUGAGCUGGUUCUAGACGUUCCGUGUUCCAGACAGGGUGAUUCAGAGAGCAGGUUUGGAGCCGAAAGACAUGCAGCCGGACGAAGAAGCUCUGUCCUGCUCUGUCUGUUUGGGUCUACUGGAGGACCCGACGACGCUCCCCUGUGGUCACAGCUACUGCAUGAGCUGCAUUAGGACCUACUGGAGUAAAGGAAACCAGAGGAUAAGCCCCAGCUGUCCUCAGUGCAGGAGAACCUUCACACCCAGGCCAGUUCUGGAGAAAAACAUCAUGUUGGCAGAGUUAGUGGAACAGAAGAAGACAUCCGACGGUAAGAAACAACAGUUUGGACCUUCAGCUUCACAAAAAGACAAACAGAAAAUCUGCCCCCAUCACAAUGAGGAGUUGAAGAUCUUCUGUCGCACUGAUCAGCAGUUCAUCUGUCACGUCUGUCUGAUGGAUGAACAUCGGGGUCAUGAAACAGCCCAAAUAGCAGAAGAAAGGUCUGAGAAGCAGAGGAAGCUCCAGGAGACUCGACAACGAGCCCAGAAGAAGAUCCAGGACUGUGCAAAAGCUGUGAAGGAGCUCCAGCAGAAGGUGAAGAACAUUAAGGUUGGUUUUGAAAAAACUUUGGAAGACAAUGAGGGGAUCUUCUCUGAGAUGAUUCGUCUCAUCCUGACAAGAAGAUCUGAGGCAAAGGAGCUGAUCAGAUACCUGCAGGAAUUCGAAGUGAGUCGAGUCCUGGAUCUUCAGGAGAAGCUGGAGCAGGAGAUCAGAGAUCUGAAGAGCAAAGACAGAGAGAUGGAGCAGCUCUCUCACACAGAGGACCACAGCCAGUUCCUGCACAGAUACCCCUCACUGUCAGCACUCAGUGAGUCCACACACUCAUCCAGCUUCCACCUUCGUCCUGUGAGGAACGGUGAGGAGGUGACAGCAGCUGUGGCACAUGUCAGGGACAAAUUAAAGAAGCUCCUGGAGGACAACUGGAUAAACAUCUCACCAAAGUCCUUCUUUGGUGAGAUGUUUGGUUCGAAGUGCUUCAGCUUCUAUCACAUCUGUUUGAUCAUCAGUUUGGUUUUAAUUAUAUUUUCGAUGCAGAAGAAGGCUGAACCGUCAGAACCAAAGACCAAGAAAGACUUUCUGAAGUAUUCAGAACUCACACUGGAUCUGAACACAGCACACCCCCAUCUGGAACUGUCUGCUGCAAACAGAAAAGCAACAUUCACGGUCAAUACCGGGGGUUAUCACAGCCAUCCGGACCGGUUCACUUCCUGGAUUCAGGUUCUGAGCAGAGAGAGUCUGACCGGGCGCCAUUACUGGGAAGUGAAGUGGACCGGAGGAGCAAUUUACGUUGCAGUCGCGUACAAGAAUGUUGGAACAUCACAGUUUGGAAGUGAUGACAAAUCCUGGGCCUUAUACUGCGACAGAAACAGUUACAUCUUCUACCACAAAGACAUGCAGACCUGUCUCUCUGGUCCCGGUUCCUCUAGGGUGGGAGUGUACCUGGACCACGGAGCAGGUGUUCUGGCCUUCUACAGUGUCUCUGAAACCAUGACUCUUCUCCACAGAGUCCAGACCACCUUCACUCAGCCACUUCAUGCUGGUCUGCGCUUCUACGACUACUUCCUGUACUCAGGAGGAGACUCCGCUGAGUUUGUUCAGCUAAAUGAAAACCCUGAUGGCAACGGGGGAUUUGGCUAUGUCCAAAGUCCCUCCCUACUGCCCAACUAAUACAAAACUAAAUAGUACGGGACUUUCUAGUGGCCUGGAUUCAAUUUAGAUACCAUGCCCGUUACUUUUUUAGUCAUUACAGAUCAGGUAGUUCUUACAGAUGGGGUAGUUGUUACAGAUCAGAUAGUUGCUACAGAUCAGGUAGUCAUUACAGUUUGGGUAGAGACAGGCAUCAGUGCACACUGUUUUUUCACAUAGACUUGUGAAAUUUCUAGGCCACUGGAUCUGAGACUUUAAAGUUUUUGGUAGAAGUUUUUUUUUUUGGUUCUCCUGUCUGUGGUUUUGUCAGAAUGGUUCUUAUAAUCAAAGCAGAACAAUCAUGAAUGUGUUUCUCUGAUAAUGACUGGUGUGUGUUCAGAUUUAUUCAACUGCAGUUUAUGUUUAAAAUAAAAACCAUUAUCUGCUG
This is a messenger RNA of Oryzias latipes (Japanese medaka), 2728 nucleotides long. Its product is annotated as E3 ubiquitin-protein ligase TRIM65-like. The record is from RefSeq and is a predicted model, not a curated record. Gene Ontology annotation, molecular function: zinc ion binding; protein binding. NCBI's taxonomy places the organism in Eukaryota, Metazoa, Chordata, Actinopteri, Beloniformes, Adrianichthyidae.